AUGGUGUAUGGAGGUGAUGAGGGAGCUGGUAUGGGGUAUGAUGGUGAUCAGGAUGCUGGUAUGGGGUAUGAUGGUGACCAGGAUGCUGGUAUGGGGUAUGGUGGUGAUCAGGACGUUGGUAUGGGGUAUGGUGGUGAUCAGGACGUUGGUAUGGGGUAUGGUGGUGAUCAGGACGUUGGUAUGGGGUAUGGCAGUGAUCAGGACAUUGGUAUGGUGUAUGCAGUGAUCAGGACAUUGGUAUGGUGUAUGCAGGUGAUCAGGAUGCUGGUAUGGCAGUGAUCAGGACAUUGAUAUGGUGCAUGGCAGGUGUUAUUGUGAGCACUGAAACAGGUGACAGAUGCUGGCUGCAUGUUUAUUAUUGACUACAAUGGGCAGUGUUUAGAUACACUGGGGCAGUAAUCGGGAACAUUGGGGUGGCUGACACCGCAGUCUGUGAGGGGUACAUGCAGCCUGAUAGGUUGCUG
Molecule: messenger RNA, 464 nt
Organism: Staurois parvus
Lineage: Eukaryota; Metazoa; Chordata; Amphibia; Anura; Ranidae
Source: the annotation of a GenBank genome assembly